AUCACCUAUGAUAGCGUUAGAUAAGCACACAUAAUUUUUAAAGGAGGAUUAAAAUAGAUUUAUUGCCUUCUAUUAUCAACCAAGUAUCUGAAACUUUAAGGUUACUUUUGCGCGAAAUUCAAAGGUGGUGCUAUGUUGGCGCCUCAAAGUCAUUCUGGCUUUUACAAAACAACUAUUACAAAAUGUUUCCUAGCUUUCAGUGUGAUUUCCUCCUUCAUAUUAUUGAUGCCGUUUGCAAAACAAAAGGAUAUAUUUACAUACAAUUUAGACGAUAUAUUUGAAAAUGGAUCGAUAUGGAGAUUGGUAUUUUGUCAGUUGGCUUUCCUCAGUACAAAAGAUCUAGUCUGUGGUGGUUUAUUGUUGUACUAUUUUCGAAUAUUUGAACGACGUUAUGGUCCAAGAAAAUUUCUAUCAUUUCUGUUCUAUUGUGCUACUACAACAACGUUAAUUGAAUUACUAAUGGCAUUUAUUUUACGAAAAUUAAGUUUUUCACUUCACAUACUUCCAUCUGGACCAUUUAAUUUAAUUUUCCCAUUCUUUGUUCCGUAUUUUCUGGAUAUUCCAUGGGUACCUGUUGCCCAUGUGAUGGGUAUUCCGAUAACUGGGAAAUCAUUCCCGUAUAUAUUUGGACUUGAAAUUGCCAUGACGUCAUAUGAAUCGUUAUUCGUAUGCUUAUGUGGUUUGAUCACUGGAUUUGCCUAUUAUAAAAAUCUAUUCAAUGUCCAGUCAAGAUUAUUAUUUCCAGAAAGAAUUAUCAAAUUCGGUAAUCAAGUGAUUGGUCCAGUUCUAGAGACUCCAGCACCGAAAUACCUAAGUAAACCAUUAGGUGCAACACUAGAAGUACAACGUCAAGUUGAAUUGGAUCGUAGAGAGAUUAGUCUAAUUGAAGCGACUAGACGUAUGCGUAGUAGAGACUUUUCAUUUGAUAUGAGUCGUGUUUGGACUGGUGACCAGUAGUAGUAACAAUGAUUGAUUAAUUGAUUGAUUGAUUGAUUAAUUGAUUGGUGAGAAGAAAACACAUGCUCCAGGUGAAAUUGUAUUUUUGCUAAUAUCUUACCUACUCAACUAUUUUGAUUUUUCCUUCUUUUUUUGUCCCUUCUGUUUUUGACAAUAGUUGUUGUGUGAGACAGUAUUAGAGCUAAUUUUUACUAAUAAUAAUAUUUUUGUUAAUUAUGUGAUAUAUGACGAUGAUCAAACGACAUGCAUAUAACUACACCGUUUCUAUAUAUAUGCAUCAAAACUGUAUUCCUGUAUCAUCUCAUUUCUUUUCACUUUUAUUGUUUUUGUUUUGUGCUCACAUGACAGAUCAAUGAAAACUAUUUUUGGUGGUUAGUUAUUCUACUUUUGCAUUUAUCAUCCUGCAAUCCUUUGUAUGUAUGUAUGUUUGUGUGUGUGUAUGCGCGCGGAUGUCUGUUGCUUUUGUUCCCCUAUUCGUGUUUCUACCCUUCCUUCCCCCCAUUUUUUAUUACUCCUCAUUAGUUUGUACAUUGAUGCAAUUGAUGUUAACUUCUGUUUUUAUGCU
Messenger RNA from Trichobilharzia szidati, 1522 nucleotides. Lineage: Eukaryota; Metazoa; Platyhelminthes; Trematoda; Strigeidida; Schistosomatidae. The record is from the annotation of a GenBank genome assembly.